AUGUUAAUUUUUAGUUAUGUGCUUACGGUAAUCGCCGGUCUUAUUCUACACACAGUGAUUACGUGUCCGAUUCUGUAUUUCUUGAUCACAAGAAAGAAUCCGAUGUUCAUCGUACGGGGAAUGAUGCAGGCGAUUGUUACCGCCUUCGGAACAGCUUCGGGUGGAGCUGCACUUCCAAUGUCUAUGCAAUGUAUGGAGGAUAACUGUCACAUAGAUCGACGUAUAUCGCGUUUCGUGCUUCCUCUGGGAUCUACGAUCAACAUGGACGGUAACGCACUUUAUGAAGCUGUUGCUGUAAUCUUCAUUGCCCAGCUAAAUAAUGUGGAUUUGUCUUUUGCAGAAGUUCUUACUGUCAGCGUCACCGCUACAGUAGCAUCAAUUGGGCUUGGUUCAGUGCCAGCUGGACUCGUCUCCAUACUCCUGAUUCUAAAUACUGUUGGGUUGCCUAUUAAAGACGUGUCGCUCCUGUUGACAGUUGACUGGCUACUGUGA
Molecule: messenger RNA, 492 nt
Organism: Haemonchus placei
Lineage: Eukaryota; Metazoa; Nematoda; Chromadorea; Rhabditida; Trichostrongylidae
Source: the annotation of a GenBank genome assembly